GUUGGGACGAUUUGAAAGUUGUGCCGCCCGUUCCGCCCGCGGGUCUCGGUCACCGUCCCCGCCGCCUCCUUGAGCCUCUCUCCCCGCCUGGGGCGCGCCCAUGCCGGCCUCACCCCGCACCCCGCGACCCGGGACCCGCUGCAGCUGCCAGGGACAGUUCCCACGGCCGGGGCUCCAGUCCACACAGGUUGUUCAGAGGAAGAUGGGAGGGGUUGAGGGACUGAACAUUCCGAUAUCACAGCCGUGGUACUCCACUGCCAAGAGAAAUGAGCACUUGACCAAUGACCGCCAGAACAGCAGAGACGACGACCUCAACCACGUGAAGAUGGCGCACAAGAACGGCGAGAAGGCUCACGGAUGCUGUUCGUUCAUGUCCGAUGUGUAUCGGGUCGCCCAGAAGGAAGCAAAGAAUGUUAUGCACUUUCCCAAUAGUCAGAGCUGGGAGGCCGUUGUGAGCAGCUCGGGUGCACUACUCCGGUCACAGUGUGACCAGCACUACGCUGGAGCCAAGUUCAGUGAGCCACCAUCACCAAGUGUGUUACCCAGACCACCAAGCCACUGGGUACAUAUUCCCCUGGACCCUUCUGACCACAGUGACAUGGCCUUUCAAUUGAAGACCUUACUUAAAGUGCAAGCAUAGACUGUAGCUCAAAUGUGGGGUUUGUUCAGGGCUGGCAUUCUUGUUUUUAAUUACAUCUUUCAGUAGAGUUUAAAAAUUUCAGCCACACGCUGCCUUUAAUUACCCACCCAGGGUGUUUACUUGCUUAGUGUACAUUGGCCCAGCUUGGUGAGGUUUGGUGCCUUUGUGCAGCUUGGACUUUCUACUGCAUAAGUGAACUUGUUUUCUCAUCCAGCUUUGCCUGCCUUUCCCUCUUCUUCCUUAAAGAGGAAAGAGCUGAGUUCUGUGUCUGAGUCUCCCAUUGCUGGGCAUGUUCCUAUGUGCAAUGAAGUUAGUGUGUCAUCCACUUGGGUCCAAAGUACUGAGGCAGCUUUAAUGUUGCUUCCUUUCCCAAUUGUCCAGCUGCAAUUAACCAACGCAGGUUGUAUGUGUAGCCCAUGUGCUACAUACCUUUCACUACAUCCAUUCUUCAAUGGGAUUUUUGCAACUCUUGAUCAUUGAACUGUUGUCUGUUGGAGGCAGCUUGUACACAGGGCAGGCAACAAGCCACAGACAUAACCUCCAGCAUCAACUCCUUGCAGAGCCCCCUUGUUUUAUUGUUCACUUUUAUUGAGAAAAGUAUUUUUAAUGCUUCCAACCAACCGAGUAAGUGUAUUUAUUGAACAGGCUAUUACUUAAAACUACCCGUUUAGUUGUAUUAACACAGAAAAGUCAUUGAGCUAUCAUGUUGCCUGCCAAUCACUGCUGACCAAAGCAGAUCUUCGUAAAUGAGCAAAUUUGAGCAAAUUUUCAUCUUUCCUCUCCGAAGGCUUUGGUCUUUCAAACAUCUCCUUUGCUUUGAUGCAAACCUGGAAUCCAAAUUUGGUUUUAGAUUUUAUCAUUUGCCAAAAAGAACUCUUGUACAGGGAUAAUGAGUUUAUUACUGUUAAAACCGCUGCCAGUAUACAAGGAUUAAGAAUGUGCAUAUGUAUAUUUUAAAACGGGGUGUCCCUGUUGAUAAAGUAUUUUGGUACGAUAGGUCAGUGUAAACAAUGCCAUCUUUCGUGGCGUGUGUAAACCUAAGAUUAAUUUUCUUUAAAAAAAAAUACAAAUGAAUAAGAAAAAGUUAAGUUGUUCACAACGUGACCUGAAAGCUGCGAUUGCGGGUGUGAAAACGAGCAUUAAAAAAAAAACUAAGUUGCAGAAAUAAUAGCUCAUUUCCUAUUUUAAAAAAAACACAGAAUGAGGUUGCUGUGCCAAACCUGUAUCUGUUAUACAUUAUUUUCAAUGUAGUUACCUGAUCAUAUCUGACUUUGAUAAAAGGAUUACCAAAAGCAAUGGUAGGGAAAAUGUAACACAAGUAUGGAUUCUGUACUGUUAAUGUCAGGAUUGGAAUGAGCCUGGAUUGAUGCCACGAUUUUUGAUCGCACUUGUGCAAUGGUGUACCAUGUUCUUUGUUGAUCUUUUAAACCGUGGAUCAAAGCUGAUUGCUUCAUGUUUCAUCAGAACCGGGCAAAGAUUGCAAAAACAACAUUCAUACACACCAAUGGAGCCCAUUCAUCUCAGAUGUGGCUUGGAUACUUCUUUUGCCUUAAUAUUUAGAAAUUGGGUUUGAUACAAAUUUUCAAUAACACAUUCUGUAAUAAUGACAUUUGAUUCAAUUGUAAUUCAGUGAUCACUCAGAUUUCCCCCAGAAUGUCAUGUUUGCUAUUUGUCCUUUCAUUAUAUAAAGCAGAGACAUUUAUUCAAUAAUGGGCAUUCUGUUGCCUCUCAGUUAAUGCCAGGUAGAGGGCCUACUAUUUGAAUACAAAAUAUCAUAAUUAAAUUGGGUACAAAUGUCCCAAUUCAGCAGCCCAAAAUCCAGAAAAAAGGUCAUGUUUUUUUUAUUUAUAAUCUCCCCUAUUUAGAUUUGAUGGACAAGUUAAAUACAAUAAUGGAAUUAUUCCAAUUACUGUUGAAACCAAAUUAAGUCAAUUAAUUUUAAAUAUGUAUUUAAUUGAAUGGUAGUGUAAUGAUUUAUAUAACAAUAAAGAUUUCCGUUUCUCCCCCAA
Leucoraja erinaceus (little skate) is the source of this 2649-nucleotide messenger RNA. It is a transcript of the gene pnrc2, whose product is annotated as proline-rich nuclear receptor coactivator 2. The transcript has 2 exons. Gene Ontology annotation, biological process: nuclear-transcribed mRNA catabolic process, nonsense-mediated decay. The record is from RefSeq and is a predicted model, not a curated record. Bases 101 to 640 code for a protein of 179 amino acids. NCBI's taxonomy places the organism in Eukaryota, Metazoa, Chordata, Chondrichthyes, Rajiformes, Rajidae. Gene Ontology annotation, cellular component: P-body; nucleus.